Molecule: messenger RNA, 2441 nt
Organism: Polyodon spathula (Mississippi paddlefish)
Lineage: Eukaryota; Metazoa; Chordata; Actinopteri; Acipenseriformes; Polyodontidae
Product: adipolin-like
Exons: 8
Coding region: 915-1877 (320 amino acids)
Molecular function (GO): hormone activity
Source: RefSeq, a predicted model, not a curated record
AGAAAAAAAAUCAGGUGAUAAAAACUACACAGAAACUCCCUGAGAACUCAUUCUUGAAAAGAAAAUUCAGAGCAGACAGACAGCCAGCUAGGAAUGCACACUCUGUCUUCUGCUAUUUACAAAACAAGGAGUGAUUGCCAGUCCCAUUCAAGUAGAGAUUUAAAAGCAGCUCAGAGAAGUUUGUUAGCCCUUAAUGGAUUCAGUAGCCUCUUGAUGUGUGUGUGAAACCUCCAAGGAUUAUUCUUCAAGGAUCUGGCACUUUGUACUUAUCGUGGGCUGAUUUGGGUUUGUUUUCUCUCGUCCGGCUGAAAAAAAACAGGCCAAAGGCUACAAAAACUGUGCUGCUGCAGAUGCUCUGGGCAAUUCCUUCUCAGCCACGUGUGUGAUUGACAGAUAGGACUUUGAACAGCAAAGCCCCCGAUGCAGUCAUCUUUGGGAAUGAGUGUUAUGUAUGUGACACAUUGCGUCUGAUCGCCAAACUAAAAGAGAGUAUUUGGGGAUUUUUACAAGUCGUUAAUGAAAGAAGGUGAAUGACCCCCACUGAGUCCAGAGCGUGAAAAAUCUCACUAAUGGGUUUAUUUGCUGUCAGAUCAGUGCAGAUCAGUUGCUGCCUGGGGCCAUUUCACUCGGUAUAUUUCAUAGUCGAGUAGGUUUGCAGAUCUUUGGCACUUUGCUGGAAACUAUUGACCUUUUAUUGAGAAGCCCUUCCAGCAGCAGCAGCAGCAGCGCUACAUGGACUGAACAUUUAUACAAAGCAAAGGUGUUUGUUUACUUCUACAUUGGUACUUUUCUGUGUGUUUGAAGUUGUGGCUAUUUCAAGACUUGGAAAGAUUUGUAAAGCUAGUUUGGAGCAGCUCUCUAAAGCAUUUUGAAGUGGUGAUUUGCAAAAGAUUUCUACAGCAUCACAGUUCAGGAUGAGGUGCUGGGUGUUGGCUUUCCUGGCUACCACCCUAUGGUUACAGCUUGCCCUAUUUAGGAAUGUGACUGCAAAGAAGGAAAGAAGAAGACAGAAAGAACCAAGCCAAUAUACUGAACCUUACAACACUACGCUUUCUAACAGCGAGGAGGUGAGUGCCAGUACCAAGCUUCCAGAGCCUCGAGAUCACCGCCCAGUGGACCCUCGUGGCUCGUGGUUUGAUUUUGUAAAGAGACCCGAGGAAAAAAAAGAAAAAAAGAAAUGCAACGGAAAGGGGAGGAAGCCAUUACCUGGACCUGUUGGCCCCCCAGGACCCCCAGGGCCACAGGGCCCACCCGGGCCCCCAGGAGCCGAGGUGACUCAAGAGGUCUUACUGAAGGAGUUCAGAGAGAUGAUAAGAGAGGCUACAGAGAGACGAGAGGCAGUGAACACCCAGACAAGCCCCAGUGCCGCACCCCCUCAUGCCAUUGCACUGGACAGCAUUGCAUACUACAGGAGGCUGGAAGAGGCCUUCCACUGCAAACUGAAAGGACCGCUUAUUGUAGACAAGAAGACCCUGGCGGAGCUUCAGGUGUUUCAGACGCCCCCAGCAAAGGGUGCAUUCCUUCGCGGGACCGGGAUGAAUCUAUUGACAGGUCGGUUCACAGCACCAGUAGCAGGGAUCUAUCAGUUCUCUGCCAAUGUUCAUAUCGACCACAGUGAGUUAAAAAGCAAAGGCCAGCUGCGAGCGAGAGACAAUGUGAGAGUACUGAUCUGCAUUGAGUCCCUAUGCCACAGGUACACGUCAUUAGAAAUGAUAGUUGGACUGGAGAGCAACAGUAAAAUUUUCACAGUGCAUGUGCACGGAUUACUGGAAUUGCAGGCUGGGCAAUACACGUCUAUAUUUGUGGAUAACGGAGCAGGUGCCCCCAUCACAAUACAAAGUGGGUCUGACUUCAUGGGCAUGCUCCUUGGUGUAUAGCCAUUCCUGUGUACAUAAGUGGACUUCAUAUUUAACAAUGCAUCUAAUGGGAUAUACAGUUUGCACCUGGAAUAUGAAGCCAGCAAACCACCUGACGAAGACGUAUUGGAUGAAUCACAAGAAUUCCUUUGGGCUUCCUUUCACAGAUUGCUGCUUUUGAGUUUUCACCGUUUUUAUAACAGCUAAAGAAAGACUGUAUCUUUAUUUAAAUACCUUUUUUAGAUCAGAAGAAUCAUAUACAAAAAAGUUGAAGGUGUUGUAUAGUUUUUCCCCUGUGUUUUGUGAAACCAUGUAUAUUUGAUGUUUCUGUGUCUGCUUUGGUUUUACAUGUAUCAUACUGGAGUGUAAUUCAAGUUGGAUUGUGAGCAGUGUUGGGGAGCUUGCCUGUGUCCCUUAGUAAACUCCUUAAGGAGUUUGAAGCUCAUCCAGUUAUAUAAAGAUAUCUUUCCAACAAUGUAUCAUAACAAUAAAGAUUUAUCUAGCAAUGACGGUGUCCUUUGAAGCUCUUCUGCACAUUAGGUCUAAAAUGUUUUCUUUUGUAAACAAUAACCUGGCUGAAGUAUU